Eleginops maclovinus (Patagonian blennie) is the source of this 657-nucleotide messenger RNA. It is a transcript of the gene cldn26, whose product is annotated as claudin 26. The transcript has a single exon. Gene Ontology annotation, molecular function: structural molecule activity. NCBI's taxonomy places the organism in Eukaryota, Metazoa, Chordata, Actinopteri, Perciformes, Eleginopidae. Gene Ontology annotation, biological process: bicellular tight junction assembly; cell adhesion. Gene Ontology annotation, cellular component: plasma membrane; bicellular tight junction. Bases 1 to 657 code for a protein of 218 amino acids. The record is from RefSeq and is a predicted model, not a curated record.
AUGGUUUUUCUAACAACCAAAGUGAUGCAAAGGACUGCACUCUUUGUGACGUUUGGGGGUUUGGUCACUUCUCUGAUCACCACCUUCCUGCCAUUUUGGAAGACGAUGAACUCCGACCUGAACGAAGUGGAGAACUGGUUUUCUGGACUGUGGCACACCUGCCUCUACACGGAGGAGGUGGGAAUUCAGUGUAAGGCCUACGACUCCAUCAUGGGGCUGCCGAUGGACCUGCAGAUCUCCAGGGUGCUCAUGUCGGUGUCCAUAGUCACUGGAUGUUUGGCUGUCCUGGCUGCCUUCCCAGGACUGGAGGGGGUGGACAUGUGUGUUGGGCUGCCCAGCAUGAAGAGACUGUUCCUCGUCUUCAGCGGGGUGCUCUCCUGGUUGUCCGGACUCACCACUCUGGCUCCCGUCUCUUUUGUGGCCUACACAACUGUGGUGGAGUUCUGGGACGAGGGUUUUCCUGAUGUGAUGCCACGCUGGGAGUACGGAGAGGCGAUGUUCUCUGGAUGGUUUGGAGGUCUUGCUCUGAUCAUCGGAGGGACUCUGUUCUUUGUGGCUGUGUGCAUGGGGGACUAUGAACAGAUACCACAAAGUGAGCCACGCAGCCCGCAGGCGAAGCACAGGACAAAGCACUACCAGAAGACAGAGGUUUUAUAG